AUGGCCGACGUCCCUGGGGAGACUGAUGUUUCUGAGACUGAUGUCCCUGGAGAAGCUGAUGAUACUGUCUCUGUGGCAUCAAGUGUCGAUGCCUCAGUCUUUGAUCAGCACUCAGAUGGUUCCAGCUACACAGCUUCCCUUCUAUCAGAUGUCCAAAACUACAGAUACGAAAAUAACCGACGCUACCAUUCCUACCGUGAAGGACACUACGUGCUCCCCAACGACGAUCAAGAACAGGAUCGACAAGAUCUACUUCACCACGUCCGGAACCUAGUGCUGGAGGGCCGACUCUUCCUCGCCCCACUGGGAGACAAAAUCCACCGAGUCUUGGACGUUGGCACCGGCACCGGCAUCUGGGCCAUCGACUUUGCAGACACAUUCCCCAACGCCGAGGUAAUUGGCACCGAUUUGAGUCCAAUCCAGCCAUCAUGGGUCCCGCCCAACUUGCAAUUCGUUGUGGACGAUGCCGAAUCACAAUGGCUGUACAGUGCUAAACGACCUUUUGACUUCAUCCAUGUCCGCGAUCUCGGCGGUGCCAUCACCGACUGGCCGCGUUUGAUCCAACAGAGUUACGAGCAUCUCCGACCAGGUGGUUGGCUUGAGUUGCAGGAGUUUGAGGUUACGCUGAGAGCCGAUGAUGAUUCAAUGCAUCUUGCGCCGACGUUGUGCGAGUUUAUCAGACACUUGCAGGCGGCCAGUGAGGCAUUUGGUCGUCCUAUGAACAUCGCGGAGGGUCACCGGCAGAGGUUGGUUGAGGCUGGUUUUGAAGACGUCAAGGAUGAUGUGUACAAGGUCAUUUCCACUCCCUGGGCUGAGGACCUUGUGCAGAAGGAAAUCGGCCGGUACAACCAGUGCUCUCUUCUAAUGGCAGUGGAAGCCUACUCGCUGGCUCUGUUUACUCGGGUCCUGGGAUGGUCUAACGAGGCUACCCAGGUGUUCCUGGCAGGCGUGCGUAGAGAUAUCAAGAAUCCCGCCGUCCACUCAUAUUGCUAUUUGCAUGUCGUUUACGGUCAGAAGCCAAACAACCAGGGUCAGAUCUGA
Messenger RNA from Penicillium antarcticum, 1041 nucleotides. RefSeq names its product class I SAM-dependent methyltransferase. Gene Ontology annotation, molecular function: methyltransferase activity. The transcript is spliced from 2 exons. The coding region runs from base 1 to 1041 and encodes 346 amino acids. The record is from RefSeq and is a predicted model, not a curated record. Lineage: Eukaryota; Fungi; Ascomycota; Eurotiomycetes; Eurotiales; Aspergillaceae.